This is a messenger RNA of Heterotrigona itama, 2792 nucleotides long. Lineage: Eukaryota; Metazoa; Arthropoda; Insecta; Hymenoptera; Apidae. The record is from the annotation of a GenBank genome assembly.
UUCUCUCUCUGUGAAUGAUUGAUGAGACGAGGAUCAAGUUGACAGAGUAACUUUCGUGUGAGCUUUCGAAUCCAAUUGAAAGGGGCCGAGUGUGACUUCUGAAGACGACUCUCAGUUAAUGAGAAGAUUGAAGGAGGAAGUUGAUGACAGUUUUUGGACAACGUUGUCGCGAGAAUUUUGAUUGAAACUGUGAUUGGAAGAGUUAGAAUCGAGUCGUCGUUGAGCAUGUGGAAAUCGUUCGCUUUGACGACCACGUGAUCGAAUGUCAGCAGGAAGGUGUUGUGUACGAUAUUUGGCUAGUUUAGCAUUUGAAUGACGAUGACGGACAAGAAUAGUGGACAAAGGAAUUGUUUAUCGAUAGAAGAAUGUGAGAGAAUGAUAUUGAUACAAGAUAGGAAUUAAAGGGAGAUCUGUAGAAGGAAUUGAUUGGAAAUCAUUGUAAAUCAUAAAUUAGCGAUCAAGAUGUCAUCGAAAACGCUUCACAAUGAGCAUAUCAAGCGUCCGAUGAACGCGUUUAUGGUGUGGUCGCGGGGACAGCGACGGAAAAUGGCUCAGGAAAAUCCGAAGAUGCAUAACUCUGAGAUUUCGAAGAGACUUGGCGCAGAAUGGAAAUUGCUUAGCGAAAGCGAAAAACGACCGUUCAUUGACGAAGCGAAAAGGUUGAGAGCCCUCCACAUGAAGGAGCAUCCAGACUACAAGUACCGGCCGCGCAGGAAGCCGAAAUCUUUAGUGAAGAAGGAGAACAAAUUCGGUUUCUCGAUAUCGCCGCUGAUGUCCUCGGGUGAGACCUUGGGCAAUAUAUCGAGAAGCCUCUUGCCACCUCUGGCACCGCCGUCGCACCAUACAUUGAUGAGCCACGAGGAUCUCAAGAUUCCUCGCUUUUUCCCGCCGUUUCCAUACCCUCUGUAUCCUAUACAACACAAAUUAGGAGAAGAGUUCAACGGUGGCAAAUUAGCCGCGGAUUUGGCGCUUCAGGCUCUGUACGGAGGUAGCACCUUCUAUUCGAGCCAUCAAACCAUGUCUUGGCCAGGUUUGUCAACCGCGGCCUGCCUUCAACCCAAUUGUGGUUGCCCAAGUCCGCCUAAAGACCCAAAGAGGCCGUACUUACCUACUAAGUUGGAAGAAAGACCUUUUCCCAGUCCAGGUAAACCGGAAGAGGAUGGAUUCCCAUCGGACAGAGACUCCAGUAGGGAAGAGCCUCGAUAUAGAAAACUCGACGAAGAUACAUACUCGUCGUCGAUGGACAGACACCAGGAAGAUAGAUCCCAAGAUAGAUUCUCCUCGUCUUCUUCGUCGUCACCUACCGAUCACACGGAGAAAGUUAUCAACAGUGUGCCAACGUCGACGUCAACGCCGACGACGAAGGUCGAGAGCGCGUUCUCAGUUCAAAAUCUGACGUCGUCUAGCUCGAAUUUGGGGAAUCAUCGCGGCCACGUCAUAUGAAGGCCGCUUCCGGUUCUCCCGGAUCUAAACUUCCGGGGGAACCUGGUACCACCUGGAUGGCCAAGCACCGACUGGUGGAGAGUACCGCCGAUGUUGUCGCCGAUUCCUCAGGCCACGGUAACGAAUUUAAACGCGCCAGCGAAGGACGACGAGGUUCAAUUCCAAGAGGAACAACAGAGAAACUCUGUGAUGGCCAGGUCGAGGAGCAUUCACAUUGGAAAUGUACAGUGAUCGUUGACGUCCGAGGAAACGAAUGGUUUCUGAAACGGUUCAAUUGGAAACUGUACUCGAAGGUUCGUAACCUAACUGUUAUGCAAACGAAGAUGGAAGGUGUAUAUGACGUAAACGGAAUUUAAUACGAGAUAAGAAGUUUUAAUAAUUGGUAAAGUGAUUCUUAUGAGAGAUCGGAGAUUUCUGUAGAAUCUUAUACCGUCCUUCUUAGUUAAAAUGUUCUAUCGUCUUGAGGUUUUAUUAAACAUUUUUUUUUUUUCUCGUUCUGUUUCUAAUUUCCUUCGCUCAAUUUCAAAUAUUUGGUCAUUGUUUCACAAGAGCCUAUAUGUAUUUGUGUGUAAUAUAACUUUUCUUACUGUUAAGAGAUAAAAGACACGGGAGACAUAUGUUUAAAGAGUGGGAAGACGCCAAAUGAGACAUUCUAACAAAAAAAGUAUAAAAUACAUAUAGAAGAACAUGUGAAAUGAAAGAUGAGCAAUGAAGAUCGUCGAUCGUUUAUAACCUGUUGCGUUGUGUGAUAAUUCAAACAGCCUAGUUAAUGUUUUUUUACAACUGUAUAUAUAUAUAUAAUAUUUGAAAGAACUGCAGAAAACCUGAUUGAAAAUCUCAAGAAGUUCCCAGCUUGAUGAUCCCGGUGCGUUUCCAUGAGGAUGUCCGCGAGUGAUCUUACUCUUGAGAGUCAUACCCGUUGCAAGUCUUUCGCACAGAACGAGUCGAACUUUCGGACGAGAAUUCGUUAUGCGAGCCGACGAUGGAUACCAAAGCCGAAUCGAUAACUCGCCACGGUCAAAAUCCUACAAAGAGAGAGAUGCGAAAGGGUCCUUUCUGGCAAAGCGUGUACAAGGAUGCCAGAGAAGAGUCCAAUUUUGAUGAGAUAACCAACCCUCUCGGUGGCACAUAUUACCGCGCACGCGAGCCGGAAAGCGGCACGGCAGGACAGAAAAGAGCCCCCAUACGAGCGAAGAGAGGUAGGAAAAAAAAAUAAAUAAAAACCCUCUUCGAGCAGAGGCAAAUCUCUUCUUUGGGGCGCGGCCAUGCGAAAUAAGCCAAACGUUCUGAAUGCUAACGUAGAUGCGACACAGCGGACCUGUAUACGCGUUAUACCAUCCACCCUCUCC